Messenger RNA from Aspergillus viridinutans, 2847 nucleotides. Its product is annotated as C2H2-type zinc finger protein. The coding region runs from base 1 to 2847 and encodes 948 amino acids. Gene Ontology annotation, biological process: regulation of transcription by RNA polymerase II. Gene Ontology annotation, molecular function: DNA-binding transcription factor activity, RNA polymerase II-specific; RNA polymerase II cis-regulatory region sequence-specific DNA binding. The record is from RefSeq and is a predicted model, not a curated record. Gene Ontology annotation, cellular component: chromatin. Lineage: Eukaryota; Fungi; Ascomycota; Eurotiomycetes; Eurotiales; Aspergillaceae. The transcript is spliced from 10 exons.
AUGAUGGCAACUCCGUCUGGGGCUUACUUGCCCACCCGACCAUCACCCAUUCUUGAGCCAAUCCCCCACUACCCCAGCAAUGUCGUCCCAGAAGAGCGGGUCACAUUACGCAUGGCCAUCAUCUUAUCCAAUGGGGUUCGCGUAGACCAUCAAUUCACAUUCCCCGCCAUGAACAUCGCCAACUGCAUCAUCCACGGCGAAGGGGAAAUGUACUCGGUAGAAAUAACCCACCGAUGCACCUGCCGACGUCUAUUGCAUGAGGAGCUCGUCCGGAUGCUCCCCGGGUUCCUACGCGAAAAUGACGUGUAUUGGUUCCGCACCAGGAACCCAGAGACAAACAUCCAGCAUACAUGCUUAUUCGACGGCGCGGAACUCGAAAUGCAGCUCGUGACCUCGCACGUCCCCGAAUGUGGCAUUUGCUUUGCGCGACGAGCGUUUAUUGCCGAGCGGGAUGCCUUUGACCGGCAACAGAGCCAGAUGCCUCGGGUAUCGGCAUCGUCGACUUCCCCGCGCGCCCAGAGUCUGAGCUCUGGGUGGACGUUCCGUGAACCGUCGGAUACGGAGCGACUACGGGUGAAUCGUCAUGGUUGGGAGAUUAUGUUUGUUCUUCAUCCUGAUGCGCGUGAGGGGGCGGUAACUAUCUCGAGGUUGAGGAUGGAACUGUGUCGGUUGCUGUCCAUUGCUGACCCGAGACGGAUCAUCUUGACGAGUGGCCCAUUCACCUGGGGAGGCGAUUUCCAGGAAGACAGUAAGGAUUACUACAACUCUGAACUUGGACUCUCCCCAACUGACACCCCACCAGCAAUGUUGACUGUUGCCGAGAACCCUACCCGUCCCCACCGUUGUGUUUACUGCGGCCUCUGCUUCAAGCGAUCAGAACACCUGAAACGCCAUGUGAGGAGGCACACCAAGGAACGGCCUUUCCGUUGUCGAAUAUGUGGGGAGAGCUUUUCCCGAAAGGAAUUGCAUGACCGGCACCAACGCACCCGCCAUGGCGCGACUUCAAGCAUCCCAUUACCAGAAAUUGUAGAAUUAGAGCCAUCUGUAGCUACUCAUCCGGAUACUUACUCGCCAGGGCAGGUUGAUCCAGUUCAAGGUGACCCGUCGAGUCAACCACCAUUCGCCUCCUUCGUCGAGGAGCCGGCGGAACCACCAUUGCACGCUCCUUUAGUGCCAGAGACACAGCGACAUGAAAAUCUUUAUUUGGCGGGGGCUCCAGGUAGUCCUGCAUUCCAGGAAAAUGCGUAUUCUGUGAUCUCGGAUCGGCGUCGAGACUCUCGACUCCAGACGCCUCUAGGAAGUGAGACUCCUCCGUGGCUGAAAUUACCCAGCGGGCUGGAGUUCGCAUCGCUUCUCUCAGCAUUGAAUCGAUCUCCAUUAUCUACGAGUCUUCCGACACCACUACGGCUGUGCACACCGCAGAGUGAGGCGAUCUUUGAACAUGACCGAAAUGAGACGGCCCGCUUGGGGAUCGAAAAAGCGCUUGAGGGUUUGAGGAGUAUCAAUGUCGCAGGGGGCGGGGAAUAUUCCCAUCGCUUCAAGAUCCCUGAGAUGGAUUCUCUCUACCGCUACUGGCACAUGUUCUUCGAGAUACCCCAUAAGAACCUUCCGUUUGCUCAUCCGAAGUCAGAAAACUAUCAAAUACCGGCUAUUGCUAUUGGUGUUCUCGCCGACGGUGCCAUGUACUGUGACGAACCCGAGGUUGGUCAAAUGCUGUUCGAGGCCUCCCGUCGCCUUGUCGCUCACCACUUGAACACGCUUUAUAACCGCGAAAACAAUACUAUACCUAUCUGGAUCUUCACCACGCUCUUGCUGAACUGUGUCUUUGGUCUGCCCGGGGGCAAGUCUAGUGAGAGCGACAUUACCCUUGGCAGCCUUGACAGCUUGAUAAACCUCGCGCGAGUUAUCGAAUCGGGCCCGGCAAUGGAUCUUGUCGAUCAGGCAUCGACAGUGGAGGAGAAAUGGAAGAGUUACAUCGAGGGAGAAUCUCACCGCAGAUCAAUUCUUUGCUUCAUUGUUGUUAGUGGUUUGUGGUCGGUGGCAUACGAGCCGAUCGUCAAUGUCCUGGACUUUCCAUUCAGUCUGAUCGAAUUCCCCUGGUCGGAGACUUUGUGGAAUGCUCGUUCCGCCGUCCAAUGGCAUGCACUAUAUCAGAACCCGCGAAGUCGAUCGCCUGGCAGCUGGUCAGAGAAUGUGGAGGCGCUGCUGUUCGGCAAACCCCAGCCAUUAAACGGUCUAGCCUCUCUUUGUCUUGUAGUCGGGCUCCUACUCUACAUAGAUGGGCUCCGUCGGGAAGCAGUUCUCGACGUCGUCGAGAUAAACUCAUACCUUCAACAUGCUUUAGAUCAAUGGUUUCAGAUCCAUGACCGAACGAGCCUGGAGAAUCUGGCCCUCAAUCAUCUCUGUUAUCCAGCUGCCUAUUAUCUGCGCAUCUCCCUAGUCCUGGACAUUCGGCAGACAAUGGAUCUCAUGCGCAGUAAGCAGUUUGCAGCCAUGCGAAAGGUACUCCGUGAGGGCGAUUUGGUGCAAGCGGCUGCCUUUGCGCGAGCCGCGAUGAUUCCGUGGGUGAUCAGCCGCCGGAAUCAAACGUCCAUGGUCGCAAUCCCAUGCGGGGUGGUUAUCGCCGAGUGGGCUAUUGACGUGAUGGACAACCAGCCCGAGGAUUCGCCUCAACGGGAAGUGCUUCGGGGGUUUGAGAACUCGAUUCGCGAAUAUUGGCCUGUAGCACACUUUGUAACUGCUGUGGAUGUCUGGAGGGCAGUUCGGAGAAUUAUUGCUAAUGGACCAGUUACAACGGCUUUAACAAGGAGUAUGGACGCAUACGAGAUGUCUCUAGCAUUAGCUUAA